AAAAUAUACGAGCCGGUUUGAACCCGAAGUUACUGCAACUCCCUUUGAGAGAAAGGGGAGAGAGAGAGAAGAGAGACGAAGGGGCGGUGCGACGGAGGAGGAGGAGAAGCCAUGGAGCACGACGACGUCGACAUGAUUGGCUCCGACACCAACGACGCUGUGGAGUUAGACGACAUGAAGAAGCGGUUGAAAGACAUGGAAGACGAAGCUGCUGCUUUACGUGAGAUGCAGGCCAAGGUCGAGAAGGAAAUGAGUUCUGUACAAGAUCCUGCAAGUGCUGCUGCAAGUCAAGCAAAUAGGGAGGAAGUGGAUUCACGGUCAGUGUUUGUUGGCAAUGUUGACUACUCAUGUACACCAGAAGAAGUACAGCAACAUUUCCAGUCAUGUGGGACUGUAAACAGAAUCACUAUCCGCACUGAUAAGUUCGGGCAGCCGAAGGGUUAUGCGUAUGUUGAAUUCGUUGAGCCAGAAGCUGUCCAAGAGGCUCUCCUUCUGAAUGAAUCAGAACUGCAUGGUCGACAGCUUAAGGUUACUGCUAAGAGGACAAACAUACCUGGGAUGAAGCAGUAUCGUCCUCGCCGAUCCAAUCCAUUUAUGGGUGCUCGAUCCAGGAGCCCAUAUGUUGCUCCUUAUUUCUUCUCACCAUAUGGAUACGGGAAAGUCCCGAGGUUCAGAAUGCCAACACGAUACGGCCCCUACUAUUGAAUGUUAAUUUUGUUUUUGGGCAUUGUUGAAUUAGAGAUAUCGCACUUAAAUGUGUGUGCAUGCCCUUUUUCUUUUUUUUUUAAUGAUGGAAAUUGAUGUUUGGAUAUAAUUUUAAGAGAUACUUUCUGUUUAAAAAGAAAUGGAGUGUGAGCAAGCACGAUGCAGGUUCGAUCACUUUGAGCUCUACCAUUCGCAGCAUCACUGCGUAUAGAAGAAAGCAGCUUCUCUGGACUUUGCUUCUGGUAAGUUUUCAAGAUCUGAGUAUUCAUUUUCGGAAUUGUGCAUGUUGUUCGAAGCUAAAAAUGGAAUCCAAUACAUACUUGGUAUUAAACCGUUAAUAUAUUUAGUGCUUGCUAUUUUGAUUU
This is a messenger RNA of Benincasa hispida (wax gourd), 1070 nucleotides long. RefSeq names its product polyadenylate-binding protein 2-like. NCBI's taxonomy places the organism in Eukaryota, Viridiplantae, Streptophyta, Magnoliopsida, Cucurbitales, Cucurbitaceae. The record is from RefSeq and is a predicted model, not a curated record. Gene Ontology annotation, molecular function: poly(A) binding.